Molecule: messenger RNA, 638 nt
Organism: Phaedon cochleariae (mustard beetle)
Lineage: Eukaryota; Metazoa; Arthropoda; Insecta; Coleoptera; Chrysomelidae
Source: the annotation of a GenBank genome assembly
GGUUGAAUGUUAAACGUCAUUUUCUGGUUUAGUUGAGUAACAACUCUAUUGAAUAAUCACAAAUUAUUUCGAGGAUGUCCUCUUCAUUGUUGAGGCUGAGAUGCCUUUCAAAAUGUCCCAUGUCACUAAAAUAUUUGUCCAGUUCAGCCGUACGAUCCAGCGAACCACAAGUUAAAAACGAUAUUGUCCACCUAACCCCUGAAGAAGUAGAACAUAAGAAAAAACUACAGAAUUAUAUUACCGUACAAGGAACUACCUGCAUAGCUCCUAUUACUGGGGUUCCAGAAGAACAUGUGAAAGAACGUAGAGUAAGAAUAUAUGAACCUGCCAAGAACUGCAUGCAAAGUGGCACCUACAAUAUUGGCCAUUGGGAAAUUGACUUUGAAACCAGAGAACGAUGGGAGAACCCAUUGAUGGGCUGGUGUUCAACUGGAGAUCCACUGUCUAACAUGAAUGUAGAAUUUUCAACCAAGGAGGAUGCUAUUGAUUUUUGUGAGAAGAAUGGAUGGACAUGGUUUAUUCAGGAGAGCAGCCUUGAGAAGAAAUUCAAGCCCAAAAGUUAUGCUGUCAACUUCUCCUGGAAUAAACGUACUAGAGUAUCCACAAAGUAAUUCUAGACCUAAUAUACUGUACUGUAA